Pistacia vera is the source of this 2988-nucleotide messenger RNA. Its product is annotated as probable serine/threonine-protein kinase At1g54610. Lineage: Eukaryota; Viridiplantae; Streptophyta; Magnoliopsida; Sapindales; Anacardiaceae. The record is from RefSeq and is a predicted model, not a curated record. Gene Ontology annotation, biological process: positive regulation of transcription elongation by RNA polymerase II; protein phosphorylation. The coding region runs from base 513 to 2717 and encodes 734 amino acids. Gene Ontology annotation, molecular function: ATP binding; cyclin-dependent protein serine/threonine kinase activity; RNA polymerase II CTD heptapeptide repeat kinase activity. Gene Ontology annotation, cellular component: cyclin-dependent protein kinase holoenzyme complex; nucleus. The transcript has 8 exons.
CGACCUCAAUUCAGCUUCACUUUUGAAACCCAAACCAAACUAUACUCAAUGUUUGAAACUCCCGUCUAGAUAGAAAAAGUGAAGAUGAUGACAGAUAGAGAAAGUGGAUUUGUUAUGUUGACUCAGAACCUCUGCUUUGCCGGCAAAGGCCGUCUCUAUAAUUUAUAAUAAAUUUCUAUUUGUCUGUGUUAAUUGCAAGUGUAAUUAUGUUUACGCGUUCAACAGUCCCAAUCCCAAACCCCUCCUCCUCUCUUUCUUGCUGAUUAAGUCUUCCUUUCUCAAUCAUUUUUAACUUUUCAUUAUAGUUUAAUCAUUUUUUUCUUGUUUUUGUAGUCAUUUUUUGCUAUAUGGUUUCUCAAAUGUCCUUUGAAGAUUGGUCUUUGAGUUGAUUCUUGUUUAUGGAGAUUCAAAAGGGUGGAGUUUUAGCAAGUUUAGGACUGGGUUUAGUUUGUUUGUCAAGGAGAAAGUGUUGAUUUUUUCUGGGUUUAUUUCUAACUUCUUUGUUUGGAACCAUGGGUGGUUUGUGUUCUAAGCCUACACCUGUUGAAGACAGCCGCGAGAGUCCAAGAGAGAGACUUCAUCAAAAAGGGUCAUUGAAUAAGCAUGUGAGUUCAUCCAGAAGGGAGGAGAUUGUUGGAUCAAAAGAUAGACUUGAGAAUAAUGAUGUCAAGGUUAUGUUGAUUGACAAGAAAGUCAAUGGUUCCAACCGCUAUUACGAUAAUCAUGGGAUUGAGACGAUAAAUAUUGAUGAUCAAAUAGAGAGAAAAAAGAUGAUUCAGGAACAAAUUGAGAGAAAAAAGAUGAUUGAUGAUCAAAUUGAGAAGAAGAGGAUUGAAAAUUGUCAAGUGACUGUAAUUAAUCAUCCUAGCAUGGGGAGAUUGCCUAAAGCAGCAGAAGCAGAAGAGUUGGCGGCAGGGUGGCCGUCUUGGCUUGCUGCGGCGGCUGGUGAUGCCAUCAAGGGAUGGAUACCACGACGUGCAAAUACGUUUGAGAAAUUGGAUAAGAUUGGCCAAGGAACUUACAGUAGUGUUUACAGGGCUCGGGAUGUCAUUCAUGAUAAAAUUGUUGCUUUGAAAAAAGUACGGUUUGAUAAAAAUGAUCCUGAGAGUGUCAAGUUUAUGGCUAGGGAAAUUGCUAUUCUUCGCAAACUUGAUCAUCCAAAUAUAAUUAAAUUGGAAGGCUUGAUCACAUCCCAGACAGCUUGCAGCUUGUACCUUGUUUUUGAGUAUAUGGAACAUGAUCUCAUGGGACUCGCAUCACUUCCUGGCAUGAAGUUCACAGAGCCUCAGGUUAAAUGCUACAUGAAGCAACUGCUAAGUGGACUUGAACACUGUCACAGCCAUGGUGUUUUGCAUCGUGACAUAAAGGGUUCAAAUCUUCUUAUUGACAAUAAUGGUGUCUUAAAGAUUGCGGAUUUUGGCUUAGCAACUUUUUUCAAUCCCAAGGAUAGCAGUCCAAUGACCAGCCGCGUGGUGACUCUUUGGUAUCGGCCACCUGAGCUUUUGCUUGGAGCCUCCCAUUAUGGAGUUGCAGUAGACUUAUGGAGUGCUGGUUGCAUUCUUGGGGAAUUAUUCACCAGGAAGCCUAUACUACCUGGGAAAACAGAGGUUGAGCAGUUGCAUAGGAUCUUUAAACUAUGUGGAUCACCAUCGGAAGAUUAUUGGAGAAAAUCAAAAUUACCUUAUUCAACAGUGUUCAAGCCUGUACAACCUUAUAGAAAGCGUGUUGCAGAAACAUUUAAAGACUUUCCUGCAACUGCUUUGGGGCUUAUGGAGACAUUACUGUCCGUAGAUCCUGCUCUUAGAGGAACUGCAGCUUUUGCUCUUAACAAUGAGUUCUUUACAACACAACCCUUUGCUUGUGAUCCUUCAAGAUUGCCCAAAUAUCCUCCCAGUAAAGAGAUUGAUGCCAAAUUGAGGGAUGAAGAACUUAGAAGGCAAGUAGCAGCGGGAGGCAGGGGCCAUAAGAUUGACCUCGAAAGUAGCAGAUCAAAAGAAUCUUGGGCUGGUCCAGCGGCUACUUCCAAUGCUGAGGUAGCCUUAAUGACGCAGAGAGGACUUCAUUCCAGUACAAAGGGCAGAAAUGAGAUGUUCAUGUCUCGUAAGGAGGCUGCUUUUGCUGCCAAUAAACAAACUCAAGGUUUACAAGAACCGAGUACUGAUUUCUAUGGGCAUCAACGGAAGAAAGUUUCGCAUUCAGGGCCAUUGGGUCAUGGGGCUGCCUGGGAAAAAGUUGGAAAAAGACCUGAUAUUCCUCCAACAGUUUCAACCAGAUCCAACUUAUCGACACUAUCUGGUCUCGUAGCAACCAGAACCGGAUCAACUGAAGAUUUUCGAGAAAAUUCUGGUUGUUCACAGCAAGGAGCAGUAAGACCAGUAGGGAGGUCUCAAGGAUCAUUUAGGGAGUUGUCUACAGGAAAGCAGGACUGUAGGCAGAGCAUUCGAAAGGUUGGAGAAUCUCCUCAGGGCGGGGUUGGAAACGGCAUUGUUAAGGAAGCAAGUCUGCAUGGUCGUGGACCCAGGGGAAACAAGAUUUAUGUUUCUGGACCAUUACUUCCAUCACACAAUGUUGAUCAAUUGCUUAAAGAGCACGAUCAAAAGAUCCAAGAAUUUGCUCGACGAGCACGACUUGAGAAGAAGACAAAACCUCCAAAAACACAUGCUCAGGGAAUUCAACCACCAGACAACUCAACUUUCGUCUCAAUGACCAGAACUUGAUAGAUGUCUAGUAAAAUCUACAAUCCUCUCUAGUGGCAGAACAAGAAUAGUCAGCUAUGCCCAGAGAGCUAAUUAACUUGGAAUGCUUUUAUGUACAGUACCUUUACCCCCACCCCCAUUUCUCCCCAUGUUUUCUGUAUCUGGUAAAGAGGUAUUAGUGUCUUUGUAGGAAAAAGUUUCUGCAAUUCAAAAUUUCACAUUCUAGUACCAAAAGUAGAAUGAAAUGUAUCCAAAUUUUUUUACAACCUAUAAUAAGAGUCCUAGUUUACAA